UCUUAUUGCGCCAAGUUUUGGAGCACGCUUUCUUGAAGUUAGUUGCGGGUUCAACUAGUCAAUAUCACUGGAGGGCUAGUUUUAUUCUAGAGGAGCGGUUCUGCUGUGGCUAAAUGAAAUGUGGAGCCAACUCACCUGACCGAUCGUAGUUGAGUCUACACAGUAGGAUGUGUAUUACCGCAUAGACACAACUGGCAUAACCUCACUCUUAGAAUCGAGAUCCCACACAUCUCACGCGAAAAUGGGACUACAGGAGCUCAUCUGUUUCUUGAUUCUAUUCUUUGCCUGCUUCGUUGGAUUAAGUUUGGAAAAUCCGACAAACUGCGACGAAGUGCGUAAAGUUUUUCAACUGAGGCAAAUUGGACCAGUGAAUUCAUUGCCGGAGAGUCCACGGACAGGUGUGGACCUUCAGGUGUGCAUGUCCAAGAACCUAACAUGCUGCACCAAGAAGAUGGAGGAGCGCUAUCAGGUGGCGGCCCGACGCGACAUCCAGAACCUUCUCCAGACCUCCAGCUCCAGUUUGAAGUUCCUCAUCUCCCGGAACGUGGCUGCUUUUCAAGAGACCUUUGAGGGUUUAAUGAAGCAGACGGAGAACCACACCAACACCCUCCUCCUGGAGUCCUACAGGAACAUGGCUGCGGAGGCGUCCGCCCCCGUCGGGGAGCUCCUCACCGACGUCGGUCUCUUCAUCCUGGGCUCGGAGCUCAGCGUGGACGACCUGGUCCAGCGCUUCUUCGACGCCCUCUUCCCGUUAGUCUACAACCACCUCAUCAACCCGGGCCUCAGUGCCAUCGCCCCCGGCUACGCGGAGUGCGUGAGGUCCUCGCGCCGCGACCUGGUGCCAUUUGGAGAGGUGCCCAGCCUUCUGGCCAAUCAGAUUGGUCGCUCGGGGGUCCAGGGCCGCCUCCUCCUCCAGGCUCUGCACCUGGGCAUCGAGGUGAUCAACACCACGGACCACCUGACCUUCACUAGAGAGUGUAGACGAGCCCUGCUCAGGAUGCAGUUCUGCCCUCACUGCCAGGGUCUGACCCAGUCCAAGCCCUGCAUGGGCUACUGCCUCAACGUGGUGCGCGGCUGUCUGGCCAGCAUGGCCGAGGUGGACCCCCACUGGAGGGAGUUUGUGCGCUCCCUGGAGGGCCUGUCGUCACGCAUGCACGGCAACCAGGACAUAGAGCAGGUGCUGCUGGGUGUUCACACGCUGGUCCACGACGCCGUGGCACACGCUCAGAAGAACGGGCCACGCCUCUCCGCCCAGGUCCAUAAAGUGUGUGGCCACCCCAAUAGAAGGCCUGCCCAGUCUGUCAGUGUCCAACAGGGCGGUGCUAGAGAGUCCAUCCCUCUCAAAGCCCCCCUGAGGGAAGCUGUGGACUCUCUGGCCACCAGGAGGAAGGAGUUCCUGAACAGCCUGCGUCUGUACCGGACGUUCUACGGUGGCCUGGCCGACCAGCUGUGCGUGAGCGAGCUGGCGUCUGCCGACGGUCACUCCUGCUGGAACGGAGCCGACGUGGUCAAGAGUUAUACUCUGAGGGUGGUGGGCAAUGGGAUCAAGGCUCAGACCGCAAAUCCAGAAGUCAAAGUGAAGGGAGCGGACCCUGUGAUAAAUCAGAUCAUCGAUAAACUGAAACACAUCAAUCAGUUGUUGCAGGGAAAGUCUAUUCCUAAAUACGGGACGUUGGACCAGAUCGAGACGGGGAGUGGGGAUGCAGAAGGUCGCUCCAGCGGAGACUGUGAUGACGAGGACGGCUGCGGAGGCUCAGGGAGCAGUGAGGGGAGGAGGAACGUCCUGAGGGUCUCCAAACUGUCUCCUGACUCGGUCGACGACCACCGACGCUCCCGCCCACAGGGAGAGGACCUGGAGACUGGGUCCAGCUCUGCUUCCAGCUCACACAGGAGGAUGACAGCAACAGGAGUCCUCUUGGCCCUGAUCUUAACUUCUUUACUGACACUGCUGUCCUUGUAAUAGAGGCAGACAACUUGUGUGACCCUCUCAAGACAAUUUUUUCUCCAUAUAGUUCCCAGAAUGAAAGGUCAGGGUGAUGCAUUUGACAGAGCAAAGUGAUGAACGUUGGACUCUUAUGGAAUGGAGGACGAGUGCAACACAAGACUGGAAACAGAAAUCAAAGAAAUCAAAGAAACCUGUUUAAACUUGUAUGCAAUGUGUUUGUAUAACAGAGCUUACACUUUGACUCUAAUAUAGAGGAGAAACGAUAACUGUCAAAUACUGGUUAAUUUCAACAUGACAUUUUAAAGCUAACAACUUUAUACUGAACUAUUUAAAAAAAAGCUAAUGUCACUGCCACAAAUUACAUCCGUCCCAAUGUCUCAAAGUUAAUGAAAAUGUACCCUUUUAUGAUGUACAAAAGUAAAAAAUAAUAAUUUUAUUGGAUUUCUUUUAUUAAUAUAUUGCAUUCUUUGACAUAUAAAUAUACUACAGUAAAAUGUGCAUCCUGUUUAUUACAGGAUUGGAACGUUUUCUUUGUCUCCCUAAUAUUAUUUGGGGUACCAUGUAUCUCAUUUUACUCUUAUCCCCCCCAUUACCUUUUAAAUACAGCUUUUGAAAGUAUUUUUUCACAAAUCCAUGUUCUUAUAUGCUUUUGUAAAAAAAUGAAAUGUCAAUUAUUCCCCUUUCUAAAAGCUGUUCAGUUAUUCUUGUCUGUUCAUACUCUAAGCAGAGUGCUUGACAUGGCACUGGUCUAGCCCAUCCCACACCUAUCACUAACGUCACACCUGCCUGGAGUUCUUUUAAUUGAGACAUCUUAACAUGGGGGAUUUAAGAAAGGGAAAAGGAGGAAGGGAAUGAGGGGGUGUAAGUUCUUUUUUUUCCUCACAUGCCUCCAUCCUUCCCUCCCUCUUCUCGCUUCCUCAGAGACAGAUUAGUUUCCCCACGAGUCGAUUAUCGUCUUUCACACUCAGUCCUCCUCUUUUUUCCUUCUCAUGUCUGGAUGCGAAGCUAUCGUUUGUGGAGUUGCAGGUGUGGCAGAACUCAUUUCUUGACUACCUGUUUCAGGUUCCCUUCAGACCAAUGUAGGCUUGAAUCUCUCUAUGAAAUUCAAUCUGAAAUAGCAGUUACUUCAUCAUUUUGAUAAUCUGACCCUACUGCCUACGUGUUUCUUCUCAAGAGAACAACAGAGAGUAAUAUAAAUGUCUUAAACUCAGACGGUCAAGAAUUGACAGAUUGACAUUUCUCUGAAAUGAGAAAAUACAUUGUAUUCAAGUCUUUCAGGUUUGGUUUGGUCAUGAACAACAUUAAUGGACAGUUGUUUGAGAAAUUAAACUCAUCAUGUAAAUAGACAUGGCUUCCCUGCCUGAAUGUCCACUCACAAUGUAAAUGUCUUAUUCUCAGUCAAAAACAUUGUUCAUUUUUACCUGAAGUGAAUCUUGGGAUAGUCUACUCUAAACCAUGACGUUGGUGCUCUUUUUUAGCUCUUAAGCUCCAGGGAUCUCCUGUGGAGAUGAAUACUGCUGAGU
Messenger RNA from Hypomesus transpacificus, 3468 nucleotides. It is a transcript of the gene gpc5a, whose product is annotated as glypican 5a. Bases 242 to 1960 code for a protein of 572 amino acids. Gene Ontology annotation, biological process: cell migration; regulation of protein localization to membrane; positive regulation of canonical Wnt signaling pathway. Gene Ontology annotation, cellular component: extracellular region; cell surface; plasma membrane. The record is from RefSeq and is a predicted model, not a curated record. The transcript has 9 exons. NCBI's taxonomy places the organism in Eukaryota, Metazoa, Chordata, Actinopteri, Osmeriformes, Osmeridae.